Messenger RNA from Penicillium angulare, 1131 nucleotides. Its product is annotated as putative C6 finger domain protein. The transcript is spliced from 3 exons. Gene Ontology annotation, molecular function: zinc ion binding; DNA-binding transcription factor activity, RNA polymerase II-specific. The record is from RefSeq and is a predicted model, not a curated record. Bases 1 to 1131 code for a protein of 376 amino acids. Gene Ontology annotation, biological process: regulation of DNA-templated transcription. Lineage: Eukaryota; Fungi; Ascomycota; Eurotiomycetes; Eurotiales; Aspergillaceae.
AUGCCCGUGGCUGUCGAGACGAUGGCAACUACACCGAAUUCACAGAGCGCUAUGGACAGCGCAAGUAACGCGGAUAAGAAGCGCAACAAGUUGGGGUAUCAUCGGACAUCUGUCGCAUGUGUGCAUUGUCGACGACGAAAGAUUCGAUGCCUGGUAGCUCCAGACGACGCGCAAGGACGUUGUGAGAAUUGUAUCCGGUUAAGAAAAGAAUGCCAGUUCUUCCCUGUCGAUCAACAGCCACCAAUUGAGAAGAAAUCCCGGCCAAGUUCACGAUUGGAGACACAGCCGACAGACCCUACGGCGACGACACCAAUCUCCUCUUCACCAACGAAUCUGAACCCUGAAUCCGUUGACGCCUUUUAUUCUUACCCGCAAAUGCCAUUAAAUGCUUCAUCCUCAGCUCAAGACAUGACUGGCUUCCACCCAGCAGCCUUCGCUGGUCACCCUAUGUCGGGCUUCACACCUGAUCGCUCAAUGGGCACCGGAGAAUUCGCGGCACAUCCAACUAUGGAAACAGGGGUUCCCUGGGACGAAUUUACGACGAUAUCGGACCCCCAGAUGCUGGCAACUAUGGCCGCCAACAAGAACCAGAUGAUGAACUUGUCACCAAACGUAUGGACUCCCGGAUCAUCUGUACCCUCGGGAUUACCGCCUAGCUCGCCCAUGUCCGGAGCCUCUCAAAUGUCAGGCCACACACAACCUAUGAACACUCCAACCUACGCUAUGCAACCUGAUGGAACCGUUUGGCAAGUUCCACCACCACCGCAACCAUCCAGAGCCAUGAGUUACCCAGGACAGGCCAUGAGCCCUACAUACCCCCCCCAAUUUCAACCUCAAAUGCCACCGGACUUGAAGAGAAGAAUGACGACCCCGGCUCAAUCCCUUUCAGCCCCGAAUGUGGGCGCACACACCUCACCCGCAUCUACUCCUGACAUGCCAUCCGCGCCUGGUCCUGUGCCCUACCCCGCUCAAUCGGGUAUGGAUUUCCAGCAAUGGCCCAUGAACAUGACGCCGAACAUGGGUGUUGUUCCAUACCCGAUGUACACCAGCGAAGCGGGCCCUCAACCUCCAUUCACUACCCAUCCGCCCCCAAUGGGACACCCCGGCCCUACAGGCCACUCCGGGUCAUAA